UCUGAGCCUCCUUCUGUUUUCACUCAGCUGGAGAUUUCUGCUUCGGCUGCUGGUGACUGAAUGAAUGUGUGAAUGGGAUGCCUGAGAGAGAGAGAGAGAGAGAGAGAUGCUUGGUAAGGAGUGACUGAUGAGAACCAGCGCUCCGUUGUGGAGGGUGACCCCCUGUGUCCAUACCACCACUGAUCGGGGAGAAUUGGACGCCUGGCGUUUCCACGACGACUAUAAUGGGCUGCAAUCUGUGCACUUUACAGAAGCGAGAAGAACACUACAAGCUGCUGUACGAGAUUGCACAGGUCAACGGAAAAGAGUUGUCCAGGUGCAGCCAUGAGGAGACCGUGGAGGGCUUCCACACUGCCAAGGACCCCGUCGUGGUGCAGGUCAUCCGGCGAACCCCCAGCGGCCGCCCCCACGGCCCCCCUCAGGAAAUCCACGUGGUGGACGUGUGCACUCAGACCGACAUCACCUUCGAGCACAUCAUGGCGCUGGCAAAGCUGCGGCCUUCAACCCCUCCUGUGCCUGACGUCUGUCCUUUCCUGCUCUCUGACAGCUGUCAUUCCCUUCAUACAAUGGACCAGGACUACUAUGAAGGGACUGACUACCUCUCCCCCGUUCCUGCUGAUGGAGAGAGGACAGAGGAGUUCGAGUACGAGGAAGUGGAACUGUGUCGACUCGGCAGCCAAGAGAAGUUGGGGCUAACGCUGUGCUACAGGACGGACGAAGAGGAGGAUGUGGCCAUCUACGUCAGUGAGGUCAGUCCGAACAGCAUCGCCGCUCGAGAUGGACGCAUCCGAGAGGGGGACCGCAUUCUGCAGAUUAAUGGCCAAGACGUCCAAGACAGAGAGGAAGCGAUGGCUGCGCUCUCCAAUGAUGAAUGCAGGAACAUCGUGCUCCUGGUGGCCAGACCCGAGCUGCAGCUGGAAGAGGCCUGGCUGGACGACGAGCACAGCGAGUUCCUGGAGCAGCUGAAGAUGGAAAUGUUGGAGGAGCAGCAGAGGGAGGAGAUGGAACUAGCAGCCUUACAGGAGGAGCAGGAGAACGAACAGAGAGCGGAAGACGACAGGCCCACCUGCUCCACCCUGCCUCAUCAUAAGGACGGUCUGCGGAGCAUCAAAGACAGAGUGGACACUUCAGAGCAUAACGUCUUGGCACACAUUCAGAGGCGUCUGUCCCAGUGCCUGAGAGACAGCCGGGACUCGCGCUGCACCACCGGCUCCACGCGGUUAGAGGACGAGGAGGACGACGACGAGACGGAGGGCGAUCGCUUCCAGCAGCUGCUGGAGCUGAAGUGUCAGAUCCGGAACAGUGGCGAGUACGACCUCUUCUACAGCCGCCGCAGCACCAUCGAGUGCAGCGUCGGGGAGCAGGGCGGCGUGCAGCACGAGCUGCGCAUGCUCAACGAGGAGCUGCGCAGCAUCGAGCUGGAGUGCCAGAACAUCAUGCAGGCCCACAAGCUCCGGAAGGGUCAGCAGUCGCCUUCGACGGGCCGCUCGCCGCCCUCCACCAAAAACCAGAGCCUCCGCUGUGGCGAGCCCACGAGGGGGAAGCUGGCGGACGUUAACGAGAGGUUGGAAAAGUCAGACAAGGACAGCUCGAGUGCCUACAACACGGCGGAGAGUUCCAGGAGCACCCCUCUGGCCAUGGACCGCUCCCCAGAGCACUCACUCCAGAGGAUGGUGAGUCUCACUAACCAGAGAAACCUCUACAGCGGCCUGCAUGCCGCGCUCCAGUCCUGGGCAAGAGCAGCAGCCCGGACCACAGCAACCCGUCCGAGUCGGACCAGACGCCUCAGGCGGAGGAGGACAGCAGGGGACAAAUUGAAGCGGUGCGCCUCCCGCAUUCCCUACUUCUCUCCGUCCCACAGUUCCCAGCAGCGGCAGGCCAACAUCCCGGCUCACGCCCGCCACUACCAGAGCUACAUGCAGCUGAUCCAGCAGCGCUCCGCCGUGGAGUACGCCCAGAGCCAGCUCAGCCUGCUCAGCGUCUGCAAGGAGCCCCAGCGGCCCGUCAACGAGCCCAAGAUGGAGUGGAAGGUGAAGAUCCGCAGCGACGGCACACGGUACAUCACCAAGAGGCCCGUGAGGGACAAGAUCCUGAGGGAGCGGGCGCUGAAGAUCAAGGAGGAGCGCAGCGGCGGCAUGACCACGGACGAUGACGCCAUGAGCGAGAUGAAAAUGGGCCGGUACUGGAGCAAGGAGGAGCGGAAGCAGCACCUGGUCAGGGCCAAGGAGCAGAGGAAGCGGCGGGAGUUCAUGCAGCGGAGUCGGCUGGAGAGCCUGAAGGAAAACCCUCAGAGCAGCGGCGAGGGCCGCAAGGAAGUCAGCAUCAUCGAGCUCAGCCACAAGAAGAUGAUGAAGAAGCGCAACAAGAAGAUUCUGGACAACUGGAUGACGAUCCAGGAGCUGAUGACUCACGGCACCAAGGCGCCCGAAGGAGCCAAGGUGCACAACGCCUUCCUCUCAGUCACUACUGUAUAAAGAGAACGACCAACACGACGGACUCCUUCUACCCCAUGUGGUAUAACUUACUUGCCUCGUUCAAUGCGGCAUUUUUAUGAGGACAAAAGGAAUAUUUUUCACACUUUGUAACCCAAAAAAAAAGCAUUUUGUAGAGAAUUUAUGGGUGGUGUCAUGGCAUUUCCUUGACAUUUUUUCAAAGUUGUUUUUUCACAUCACUCUGUAGGGAAACAUUUUCUACGAAACUACGACAAUACAGUUAUUUUAUUACUUCACUUUAAACAUGAUUAUCUUUUCAAUUCUAUUUUCAUAUUUAUGUUUUAGCCAUAUAACUUUACAGAGUUGUAUGAGAAACUCAAGGGUUUUGUUUUGUAUUUUGUAACUUUCGAUGACUGAUCAGUUAUUCGCCUGCCUUCAUUUGCUUUUCUAACAGAUCUACCUUUCCUGGGACGGUGAAAUCAGUCCUCCAGCUUGUCUUAACAAACCAUGCAUGUUUCUGCUCAAGUUUUUUUUUUUUUGUUGUUGUUGUUAAACUUUGAUACAGAUUUCAACUUUUAUGUUACACAUCACAAUCCUUCCUGUAUUGAGGAAAUGAAGUUAAUACCUAUGACAGAACCUCGUGAAAUUGAAACAAAUUGUGACUUUACUGCAGUUUUAAUGGCCAGAAGUUUUACAACAACAAUCAUUGGUAAUUUAUGAGAUACAAGCAGGUUUUAGCAACAAAUUGUAAGUUUGUUCCCCUUGUGAAUGUGCUCUCUUUGCCACAUUUGAAGCAACAAAUAUACUUUGCUGUCAGUAAACAUGCAAUUUUUUACACUAGAGGAGAAAUCUUUACAUGCUUUAACACUUCGUACUUCGCUGCGACGCAGAACGGAGCUAGAGGAGGUGCUGAAGUUGUGCAACAACAAGAUGUGGUUCACUCCAAACAAGCCCGUGGACUUCUGUCUUUUUUAAUUAACUUAAAAUCAGUGUUUUUCCAACAGACAUCUAUCAGUCUAAAGGAGGGUAUAACUCAUAACACUACGGUCUUCCUCAUUGGUUUUUUCCAGUUACGAACUUGAGCCAAUUGAAGCAACAAAACAUGCAUUCAAACACAAACAAUCCUGGAAUACUGGCAGGAAACACCCAAAUAUUUUUGGACGUUUUUACAGAACAUUGCACUCAAAACAGAUGUAUUGAUUGCAGUUUUAAAUUUUUUUGUUGGCAGUUUGGGUAAAAUUAUUUCAUCAGAAAUCUUAAUUUUUAUGAUUUUCUUCUGACAUACCCAGUGACAGGAACCUUUGGCACGGUGUUUACAUGCCGGUGUUUUCUACCUUUUCCUCAGCGUAGCCUUAACAGCAUCGCCCGAACCAGAGACACCGCUGGUGUGAUUUCACACACACGUACACACACUCUAAUCCGUCAGUAUCCCUCUGGACAUCAGAGAGGUGUUCUCCAGCCUUACCCAUGCAUCGUAUAACUUCAGUUCUUCGUACCUGAAAGCAUUCAGACGUUGUAUAGUCACUGCUGAGUUAUAUUUGCAGCCGCAUCAAACUGGUGUUGGGGUGAUCGCCGCUGAGCAGGACUCAGAACACAAGCAUUUAAACCGGGGGGAAAAGUCAAAAAGUGUUUCUAGUUGAGUUACAUGUACAGUAUACUCAUCCCAAAUGCCUCAUUUUUACAUGAAAUAUUGUACAUUUAAAAUUUUAAACUGAGUCCCGUAUGUUUUGAGUCAAUGUCUGAUGGUCUAAUCCCGAGUAAAGCGUAGGUGGCCUAUUUGUAGCCAGAUAAAAUGUGUGAUAAUGGUGAUCUUUGCAA
Messenger RNA from Salarias fasciatus (jewelled blenny), 4250 nucleotides. Its product is annotated as PDZ domain-containing RING finger protein 4. The record is from RefSeq and is a predicted model, not a curated record. The transcript is spliced from 9 exons. The coding region runs from base 225 to 2474 and encodes 749 amino acids. Lineage: Eukaryota; Metazoa; Chordata; Actinopteri; Blenniiformes; Blenniidae. Gene Ontology annotation, molecular function: protein binding.